AUGGCUACCACCAAGCGCUUUCCCACGCUCGUGCAGCUGGAGCAGCGGGGCGGGGCGCCAUUCCAGGUGCUGGGUGACCACGCCAAGCAGUCCUACUGGUUCCACACGGAGUACCUCAAGAGCCCGAAGACGACCCUGCUUCGCAUUAACCAGUGGGACCCCGAAGGCGAGGCUGAGAUCCUGAUCUUUGGCCGGCCUUCUUACCAAAAGGAUGUGUCCAAGAUGAUCAUGAACUUGGCUCACUAUCACCGCCAACUCCGGGCACAAGGCUCGCUGAAGAACGCUGCCGAGCAGGCCGAGCCACGGAAUUUCUCCGCUGCAGUCCGGGUGGCUGCGCUCCAGGCCUCCCCCGACAAAGUCCGAGUGGCCAAGAGCCAGCGGUCCUCUGACGCUGUCCAAGAGAAGGCGACCCAGCGGUCCCCCGACCCUGUUCAAGAGAAGACGACCCAGCGGCCCCCCGACUCUGUCCAAGAGAAGGGGACCCAGCGGUCCCCCGACGCUGUCCGGGAGAAGGCGACCCAGUGGUCCCCCGACGCUGUCCGGGAGAAGGCGACCCAGCGGUCCCCCGAUGCUGUUCAAGAGAAGGGGACCCAGCGGUCCCCCGUCUGGGAGGCGGCGACCCAGCUGUUCCCCAACACAGUCUAG
Messenger RNA from Myotis lucifugus (little brown bat), 645 nucleotides. RefSeq names its product KHDC3-like protein. The transcript has 2 exons. NCBI's taxonomy places the organism in Eukaryota, Metazoa, Chordata, Mammalia, Chiroptera, Vespertilionidae. The record is from RefSeq and is a predicted model, not a curated record. The coding region runs from base 1 to 645 and encodes 214 amino acids. Gene Ontology annotation, molecular function: RNA binding. Gene Ontology annotation, cellular component: protein-containing complex; apical cortex.